Molecule: messenger RNA, 305 nt
Organism: Paramecium primaurelia
Lineage: Eukaryota; Ciliophora; Oligohymenophorea; Peniculida; Parameciidae
Source: the annotation of a GenBank genome assembly
AUGAUGGAGGUGAUAGAAACUAUAUCUCCUCAAUAUAUUCGUUUUACUUAGACCCUAGGUUGCAAAUCUUGGCCAAAUUUCGGUGAAACUAAGUACGAAUAAAAGGCAAUGUAAAGUGACUGUAAACUUUGUGUAAGGCUUCAAUAAUUAAAGUAAGUGAUUCUAACUGAGAUCAGAUCUUUAUGUUCGAGUAGGUAUGAUCUAUAAACAUACUAAGUUUGAUAUUAGAAUUGAGAGCGACAGUAAAAGUGAUAACUAAGACAUACAAGGUCAAUGUAGAAAAAGGGACUAUGACAUUAACUUGA